AUGACAAUCCAUUAUAAUUGCCAUUCCGAUGAUAAUGCGAAGACCCGAUCAAAGAUCAACAAUAUCGAUAAUUUCACCACCUCGAUAUCAAAGUACCCAUUCUUAUACCCGUACUGCAACCAAUACCAGACCCACAUCACCAACAAGCACUGGCAAUUACGGGCCCUUGUCAAAUUCGAUUCACAGAGUGCCGAUCGAGCGUAUUAUGCUUACGAGAAUGAAAUCCGCGCUGUUGAUUUGCUAACCGGGGACACCAAGAAUGUCACCAGUGGCCAUUUCCCCGUAAAGUGUUUUGCCGAAUCUGAUGGGUUGAUCAUCAGUGGUGGCCUGAAGAGUGGAGACAAGUCUCAAGGGUUGGUUGAUGCUUAUAAUGUGCAUACUGGUACGGAAUUGGGGUUCCAAGUAGGAGAAGUGAUCAAUAACGCCGUCACGGUGGAUAAGUUGAACAACGGCCAGUUUUGCUCUUUUGUCUGCAAUAAUGACCAGAACUUGUAUAAGUUGGAUAUCAGUAAUUCGGCAAUCAAGUUAGUGAAUAAAUUGAAUAUUGGGUAUCAGUUGAACUAUUCGUGUUUGUCGAACGAUGGGCGAAUGGCUUUGGUUUCCGGGGACUCCAACAAGAUCACCAUGGUAUCGCCCAAGAGUGGCGAAGUAAUGCAUAGAAUCCAUACUGAUACAAAGCACGAUGAUUGUGGAUUCUCGAUGGAAUUUCAAACGUCGGAUGCUUAUUUUGCCGCAGCGUUCCAACUGGGGAAAACUUUUUUGUACGAUGUUCGGAAUUUGCAAGAUGCGAUUCACGUUUUCCAUUCGACCAAGCCGGAAGGGAAAACCGAUGGAGCGUUUAGACAUCUUAAGUUCACCAAUGGGGCUACUGACGAUUAUCUUUUCAUCACGGAGCACCAAGGAAAGGUUCAUAUUGUGGAUAUUCGGAACUUUGAAAAUCAUCGGAUCAUCACAAUCCCUACAAUGUACGAACAAUCAUCGCAUCCUGGUGAUGAUACAAAUAAUACUAAUGAUGAUGAUCACAACAAAGAUGAUAACGGUGAGCUAAUUUUUUCAUCAAGGAACAUUAACAAACCAUUAGUUGUCCCUGCGAUGCAACCGCCCUCGCCAAUGGAUAGGCUCAAUUUCCCAAUAAUUAAUGAUUAUCAUGAUGUUAAGUAUACCAAGCACAUCAAGUUACAGAAAUAUUAUCAUUCAAGUGGGAAAGUCAUCAAUGAUUACUCGUUUCCUCCAAUUAAUUCUGUCGCCGGCAAUAGUAACUCAACCCAGGGGAAGUAUGACUUGAGCCAAUAUAGUUAUAUUUCAGAUUAUGAACAGUAUCAUGAUUCAAAAUACGAUAUCCUAGGAAUGGAUUGGAAAUCCAAUCAUCAUGGAUCGAGGUUGAUCGUCGCGGGGAAGUCAUCGAUCACUAAAUGGGAGAUUGAUUGUUGGAGUAGAAGAGGGUUUGGAGAUUUUGAAUUCUCAUAA
Saccharomycopsis crataegensis is the source of this 1467-nucleotide messenger RNA. It is a transcript of the gene GID11, whose product is annotated as Gid11p. Bases 1 to 1467 code for a protein of 488 amino acids. Lineage: Eukaryota; Fungi; Ascomycota; Saccharomycetes; Ascoideales; Saccharomycopsidaceae. Gene Ontology annotation, molecular function: protein binding. The record is from RefSeq and is a predicted model, not a curated record. The transcript has a single exon.